Messenger RNA from Fopius arisanus, 974 nucleotides. Its product is annotated as protein LLP homolog. Gene Ontology annotation, molecular function: RNA binding. NCBI's taxonomy places the organism in Eukaryota, Metazoa, Arthropoda, Insecta, Hymenoptera, Braconidae. The transcript has 3 exons. Gene Ontology annotation, biological process: dendrite extension. Bases 141 to 557 code for a protein of 138 amino acids. Gene Ontology annotation, cellular component: nucleolus. The record is from RefSeq and is a predicted model, not a curated record.
UAGUUCCCAGGUGUGCGCGUGCCCAGUGUUUUCUCAUUCGCACGUGUUUUGUUGUGGAAUUGAUUUUCUCUGACAAUUAGGGCAAAAUAAUAACAACCAGUGCUUUCUCUUGCUGAAUCUGACAAAUUUUUUUUAUUAGAAUGGCAAAAUCACUGAGAAGCAAGUGGCGAAGGAAAUGCAGAGCUGUCAAACGCGAACGUUAUGGAGCCAAAGAGCUCGCCAGAUUGAAGAAAACCCUUGGUAUUGAUGAAAAUACCACCCAGCAGGACGUGGAAAUGUCAGAUAUAACAGAAAUUGCAACAGUGACAGACGCUCAGAAGAUCAGAGAGUCCGUAAAGCCUGAGGGAGAAAACCCCCAGGAGGGGGUGAUGGAGGUGGAAGGCAAGAGAAUUUACAAUAAGAGGACUAUGAAGGACCAGUAUGGUAAUUACCCAGUGUGGAUGAACAAGAGGAAAAUAGUCAAGCACAAAAAGGGCAGAGGGAAGAACGCCAAGGCCACUGCAAAACAGAGCAAACGACUGACGAGAAGACAGAAGAAGAAUGCCCAAUCAAAAUAAACGAAACCACGUGAAUCAUUUUCUUCACGAUUUUAUUUUUAUUGAAUACAAAGUUCGUUGUAACGAGUGUCGAAUGUAAUAUUUAGACCUAUGGCAGUGAUAGUGCUAUGACUAUAGAGUUUAUCCCGGCAGUGACGAACUAUAGGCGACGAGGUCCUUCAAAUAAUCGAUGAGUUUUCAAGGAAUUUCUUGGAAUCUAAGAGAGCCACCGAGAUGUUUGUCAGUGCAUUUUUUCUUGUCUUCAUUUCUCUCUCUGAAAAAUUCCUGGGUAAAAUUUUCUUAUCUCUUAUAUUCUGCGAUAUUCGUGGAACACUAGCAACAAGUUGCCUUGUUACCGUUCACUGUUUCGAUACAGAAAUCAUAAUUUGCUACUUUAUAUCUUGUAGAAAAAAUAAAAAAACGAGCUCUCAGUUUAAA